This is a messenger RNA of Moneuplotes crassus, 931 nucleotides long. NCBI's taxonomy places the organism in Eukaryota, Ciliophora, Spirotrichea, Euplotida, Euplotidae. The record is from the annotation of a GenBank genome assembly.
AUUUUAUUAGAUUCAAAAUAUGCAAACAUUUGGAAAACCAACUAUUCCUAAAAAGUAUCCGGUUGCUCCAGUUUCUGAUGCAAUAAGUGAGCGAUCAGAUGCACCUAGUUAUACCUCAGCAUUUGGCCAAAGCAAGAUAAAUACCAAUACCAAAACGGUAAAGAAUUACGGAAAAGUAGCAGCUCCAAUGGCCCCUACUUCUGUGAAUUACCCCAGAGGAAAGCAUCUCCCUGAAAAAAUAGAGAAGCCAAAGAAAAAUCUACAGGGAAAAGUUGAGAAACUAGUCAGGAAGUACACCUCUGGAGGGGCCAAUGAAGCAGAGCUUAGAAAAGGCCUCAAAGAGUACGGGAUUAAAACUGACCCCACAUUUGAUAAACUUAUCACUAAACAUGAGGCAGGCACUUUUGUAUCCCAUUCUAAGCUUGGAACCGAAGCUUUGAGAAGAGUUGUGGAUACUUCUAAAUUCAACAAAAUUGAUAAAAUUACUCUCAAAGAUCCUUCUUACCUUGACAAGAGCUUACAAGGCAAGAGCCCUGUAGAAUUCACCAGUGAGAUCAAGCAGAAAGCUCACGAAGAUACGUAUAUUCCUAAGAAAAAUCAGAGAGUAUUACAUGAGAAUCUUUCAAAUAGAGAGAUCUUCGGCAAAAGAGUCUACCUAGAAACAAAAGGGAAAUCAACAAUUGAUGUGCAAGACCAGAGAUUUUCCUCAGAUCCAAUGAUUACUAAGUGGAAUAAAGGCACUAGUGGGUCAUAUCUAGAGGACUCUUUUAAACCCGCCAAGACUAUUAUCAGCAAGGAUAGAGAUCAUCAUAAGUUAUAUAGCAGUCAUGGUGUUGAUGGUAAUAGAAGCGGUAAGACCUCUGAUAUUCACAGAUCAUCUUAUGCCAAUCACCAGUGCAAUAGAACAAGCUUUAAUAUUUUCGGAAUUUAA